GGCUGCUGCUAGGUUCGUGAUAGAAUUACAGGGGUAAUGUAAUCCCAAAUUAUCACCCAAAAUAACAACAUUAAGAUUUUACCGAUGCGAUCCUUCUAUUACGUAUUCAUCGUCGCUACGUCGUGAAAGCAACACGAGUCUGAAUCUGCCUAGUAGAGGAACAAGUACUCCUGAAACAGUUGACUUGUAUGUAACUGUCUAGCGGGGGUUAUUUUUUGGCGCUGUAAUUGUUUCAACAGCUAUUUAAAGCUGUUACUGUUAAGAUAAGAUUCGAAACAGCGGAUCAAGUCUGAGCUGUGUUGAACUUUUUACAUAUUUGACUUUUCGGAGCGUUUUUUUAUCGAUCCCGUCAUGGAGUACAAGGUGGAGGCGCACCGGAUCAUGAGCAUCUCUUUGGGGAAAAUCUACAACUCUCGAGUCCAGCGCGGAGGCAUCAAGCUGCACAAAAAUCUUCUGGUGUCUUUGGUCCUCCGGAGCGCCCGCCAGGUUUACCUGAGUGACUAUUACAGCGGAGUGUGUCUGAACUCCCAGCACGGAGAGAGCAGAGAGUGGGAGCUGGCGGACGGAGCGCAGGAGAAGGAGUGUGAGCGGCCCGAGCAGCCCGAGAGCGCCGGCUGUGCCCAGAGCCAGUCACAGGUUGAGGCUCCACUCGACUCUAACGCUAAUGAUACAGCUGAUGUUUCUCCGCCAUCGACAGAGACCCCCGUGGUUAGUAGUGGAACUCAGUGUGAAUCUAAACCGACCCAGGUGGACACUUCGGACCGUGAAACGCUAACGGAAGGGAGUUCAGAACAGCUUCCUAAACCCGGCCCCUGUUCACACAGGAAACGGAGCGCCGAUAAGACCCCAGCCAGCACUGCUUCUCCUUUAAAACGGACUAAAACUGCCACCUCGGAUCAGGAGGAAAGUGAGGAGAUGGAAACAAGCAACGUGUCGAACCUCAUCACCAUUUUCGGGUCUAGUUUUUCUGGACUUUUAAGCAAAGACAACGCGAAAGAGGAGACCCAGGAAGAGGCCGAGGACUCGGGCCAAAUCUGCUGUGACCAAAUGCUAAAGAAUCUCAAUCCAUGGAGCACAGCCAUCGUCGCGUUUUAGGGGAAAACACGUUUAAGACUUUACAGAAGUGUUCACACGUGGUGGUUUCUGCCGUAUUUCUGGGUUACUCUAAAACACGUGGUUACGGGGAUCUCCCCGCCACACGCGCGGUGCUAUCGAGUAAAAGCCCGGCUACAGUGUUUUCACCACGGCCCAGUCCCAAAUCGGCUUCUAUUUAGUGCACUAUAUGCUAAUUAUGCCAUACACUAUGUGCUGUUCUCAUAAGGGGACUAAAAAGCCAUUUGGAACGCGGCCCGUGUUGUACAGCCGAGGAAUGUUAACGUGUUGGUGCUACUACAGAGAAUUACACCGUCAAAGGAAAUGACGUCAUUGAGCGGAAUUAAACUUUUCAACAGUUGUGGACUCAGUUAAGUUUAACCAGCCAUCAGAAGAUCACGAUGGAUCUUCACAAUAGACGCUUUUUUGUGUGAAGUGUUAUGCUCAUGAUUACAUUUAUAAAGAUAAAAAUGUUACACUGUUGUAAGAACUGCCUACAAACCAAGAGUCUGCAAGACUGAGGCCACUGGUUUUCCUCCAGAUGUCUUUGUUUUAUAAAGACUUGUACAUUUGUAACAUUGUUCCUGUACAUAUUGUUUUUGAUGUUGUAUUAUGAAUCGAUGUAUUUUGGUAUUUACUAUUCUGACUAUUACGUGAUGGUCACGUAUUAAAAAUGUGAAAGUA
Molecule: messenger RNA, 1776 nt
Organism: Clarias gariepinus (North African catfish)
Lineage: Eukaryota; Metazoa; Chordata; Actinopteri; Siluriformes; Clariidae
Gene: ier5
Product: immediate early response 5
Exons: 1
Coding region: 352-1095 (247 amino acids)
Source: RefSeq, a predicted model, not a curated record